This is a messenger RNA of Syzygium oleosum, 1718 nucleotides long. RefSeq names its product aspartic proteinase 36-like. NCBI's taxonomy places the organism in Eukaryota, Viridiplantae, Streptophyta, Magnoliopsida, Myrtales, Myrtaceae. The record is from RefSeq and is a predicted model, not a curated record. The transcript has 10 exons. Gene Ontology annotation, biological process: proteolysis. The coding region runs from base 55 to 1518 and encodes 487 amino acids. Gene Ontology annotation, molecular function: aspartic-type endopeptidase activity.
UCCCGAGACAGAGAGACAGAGAGAAACAGAGGGAGGGAGAGAGCUCGCCGCGAAAUGGGUCCGGCGAGAUCGCCUGCGGCGGCGGCGGCGGCGGCGGUGGUGGUGGUGGUGCUCGUUCUGGCGUCGGUGGCGGCCGCGGACAACAUGGUGCUGAAGGUGCACCACAGGUUCGAGGGACGCCGGGAGAGGCUGGGCGACAUGAGGUCGCACGACGCCCGCCGCCACGGCCGGCUCCUCUCCGCCGUCGAUCUCCCCCUGGGUGGCAAGGGCGCCCCCACCGAUACUGGCCUCUACUUUGCGAAAAUUGGAAUUGGGACUCCCUCCAAGGAUUAUUAUGUGCAAGUUGACACGGGAAGCGACAUCUUUUGGGUUAACUGCAUUGGCUGCGACAAGUGUCCCAAGAAGAGCGAUCUCGGGGUGGAUUUGACUCUUUAUGAUCCAAAAGGCUCAAGUACAGCAGACCUGGUCACUUGUGAUCAAGAUUUUUGCACUUCCACGUACCAUACCCUCCUUCCUGGUUGCAAGCCUGACAUGCUUUGCGAAUAUAAACUUUCUUAUGGAGAUGGAAGCACAACUUCAGGAUACUUUGUUGAGGAUAAUGUACAAUUAGAUCAAGUGACUGGGAAUCUUCGAGCAUCAUCCUCGAAUUCGAGUGUGAUAUUUGGGUGUGCAGCUCAGCAAUCUGGAGGGCUGGGCACAUCAUCUGCAGCUCUUGAUGGUAUUCUUGGUUUUGGACAAGCAAACUCAUCCAUGCUUUCUCAGCUUGCUUCAUCUGGAAAGGUGAAAAAGGUUUUUGCACACUGCUUGGAUAGUGUAAAUGGUGGUGGAAUAUUUGCUAUCGGGGAAGUGGUGCAGCCAAGAGUCAAUACUACUCCAUUGGUACCUGAUCAGGCACAUUACAAUGUUGUCAUGAAGGCUGUUGAGGUGGGUGGUGAUUAUCUAGAACUUCCAACAGAUAUAUUCAGCUCUGGAGAUGGGAAAGAAGCAAUAAUUGACAGUGGCACAACAUUGACCUAUCUUCCGAGUGACGUGUAUAACCCACUUAUGGAAAAGAUUAUGGCUCAGCAGCCUGGACUGGAACUACAUACUGUUGAGGAACAAUUUAGUUGUUUCCAGUUUGUUGGAAGUGUUGACGAUGGAUUUCCGGUGGUAAAGUUUCACUUCAACGGGUCACUUGCUCUAGCGGUUUAUCCUCACGAUUACUUAUUUCAAUAUCGUGAUAAUAUCUGGUGCGUUGGUUUUAUGAGCGGUGAGAUGCAAUCUAAGGAUGGGAAAGAUAUCACCCUAUUGGGAGAUUUGGUGCUCUCCAAUAAGCUGGUAUUGUAUGAUCUUGAGAACCAGACGAUUGGUUGGGUUGACUACAAUUGUUCCUCGAACAUCACAGUGAAAGAUGAAGAGUCUGGAGCAACUUACGCUGUUGGGGCUCAUGACAUAGGUUCUAGUUCCAAACUUGUCAGCCUAAGAAUAUCAGCAGUCUUGCCAUUGCUAGUCGGGGUGCUGUACACUUUCAUGUUGUAGCAUGAUUUGAACCUGUUCAACAUGGCCGAGAGUAAGAUAAAAAAAAACCAAGAAGCCUUGUGCAGCAUUCAUUCCUUUCCUUUCUUUUGUCGAGCGCAUAUUUUAAUUGAUGUUGGCGGGAUUGGUAUGAUUCAUUUAAUAACAUAAAGAAUUAAUGUGCUACUUAAGUGCAACUAAUUCUGCAGCGCAAUUACACCAAA